AUGGAUGAAAAAUCAAAAGAGGAAAUCGCUAAUAACAUUGAAUUGUGGGAAACUGUUCAAAACACUGAAACGAUUGAACAAAAGAAAGCUGACGAAAUUGAGGUCUCUGAAACAGACGGAGAAUAUUUGUAUGAAAGAAAAUCCUCUGUGACAUUAUUUGUCGGUGAUCAAGGAACCAACAAGGUUAUGCGUGGAGUAAAGGGACGGUCAGUGGCAGCAUAUAGUUGGUGCGCCGAAGUCCCCGGGGACAUGCAUGCCAAGGGCUACCUUUACGAAGUUUGCAAGAAAGUGAUGGCACCUGGCGGCCUAAUGCACAUUUUGCGGGAAGUUCUUUCAAGAAAAAAAAUUGUUCCAGAAAGCCUUUGGGAAAAAGAAGUUUCAGGAACAGAAUCUUGGCAGAAUAGAAGAGGCAAUCCGUGA
Paramuricea clavata is the source of this 420-nucleotide messenger RNA. NCBI's taxonomy places the organism in Eukaryota, Metazoa, Cnidaria, Anthozoa, Malacalcyonacea, Plexauridae. The record is from the annotation of a GenBank genome assembly.